Messenger RNA from Lytechinus pictus (painted urchin), 1605 nucleotides. Its product is annotated as serum amyloid A-5 protein-like. NCBI's taxonomy places the organism in Eukaryota, Metazoa, Echinodermata, Echinoidea, Temnopleuroida, Toxopneustidae. The coding region runs from base 208 to 594 and encodes 128 amino acids. Gene Ontology annotation, cellular component: extracellular region. The record is from RefSeq and is a predicted model, not a curated record. The transcript is spliced from 3 exons.
AAAUUAAUAGGUGUUUUCCAAGAAGUCACACAUUCAGCUCAACUCCAAGAAACGAGGUCGAACACUACAGCAUCCACUAACAGUUCAGCGAAUUGUGUAUUGUGCUAGGUCUAAAAUAUUGUCAGACUGUCCUGUUUAUAAAAAUCAUAGGGUUCACACACUUGAUGGUCGUAUUUGCUCCAGCAGUGACUACUAUAACGAUCAAAGAUGAACGCAUCGACGAUGGUGGUUGCCUUCCUGAUGUUAGGCCUCCUGGUGGCGCCAUCUAGAGCCUGGCCGGACUGGUGGGACCGCACAAGGGAAGCCUUUCAGGGAGCUUGGGACAUGUAUAGUGCAUACAGUGACAUGCGUGAAGCCAACUGGAGGAAUUCAGACAAGUACUUUCAUGCACGAGGCAACUACGAUGCCGCACAGCGAGGACCCGGAGGAGCUUGGGCAGCUGGCGUCAUUAGCAACGCACGCGAAAGUUAUCAAUCUGGCCUCAGCGGUCAAGGACCCGAGGAUACUGCAGCUGACCAGGCGGCUAACCACUGGGGGCGCAACGGUGGAGACCCCAACGUAUAUCGACCAGCAGGACUCCCUGAGCAAUACUAAUUUGGCUGCAAACAAGGGCUGAAGAAAGUUGAUAUCUGCGCCGGGUAUCUGCGAGCCGACACCCCCGUUUUCUGUUAUAUUAACGGCAGCGAGUCAAAUCGCUCGUAAACCAUCGAUCCUUGCUCAACUCAUGGACCUACUAGCAGGUCCAUGCUCAACUCAACUCGCAAUAACUAUAACUUAGGGGAAUGAAACCUUUGGAAUAAGUAGGCUUGUGUCGAAACAGAAAAAUCAAAGAAACAGAUCUACGAAAGUUUGAGAAAAAUCGGACAAACAAUAAAAAACUUAUGAGCAUUUGCAAUCACUAAUGCUAUGGAGAUCCUCCCAUUGGCAAUGCGGCAAGGAUGUGUGAUGUCACAUGUGAACAACUUUCCCUAUGAUGGACUAUAAAAUACCCCCAAAAUGUCUCUUUUUACUUUUUCUUAUGGUGAUACAAACUCUUAGUCCAUGAUGUAUUCUUUAAAAAAAAUCUGUAUUACAUGCCCUCCUAGAGAAAGAACACAUGAUAUACUGAUAAAUGUAAUAAAAGAGGCAUUUUAAGUGAAAUAUAUACUAAUGUAAUGGGGAGAGAUGUUCAAAAGUGACAUCAAAAAAUCUUUGUCACAUUGCCAACUGAGGAUCUCUAUAGCAUUAGUGAUCGCAAUAUUCAAAUGCUCAUAACCUUAUCAUUAUUUGUCCAAUUUUUCUCAUGCUUUUGUAGAUCUGUUUCUUUGAUUUUUCUGUUUUUACACAAGCUGUCUUGUUCUGAAGGUUUCAUUCUCCUUUAACAUUUUCGUUAUACAUACCCUACAUAUUUGAGAUUUUCAAAUCCACACUCUGUUUUCUGAUACUCUAUAAUGGAGGUUUUUAUAUUUAGUUUUUUUUUUAAUGGUCACUAGCUUUUAUUAUAGAUUAAUUACGAAUCCACAAGGAAGCCAUGAACAUAACGAAUGAUCGUAAUGUAUGUUAACUUAUGCAUUGUAGAAAGCUGGUCUAAAAUGAAAUUAAAAUAAAAUAUAUUUGUCUCCAUAA